This is a messenger RNA of Paramuricea clavata, 984 nucleotides long. The record is from the annotation of a GenBank genome assembly. NCBI's taxonomy places the organism in Eukaryota, Metazoa, Cnidaria, Anthozoa, Malacalcyonacea, Plexauridae.
AAACAAGUUGAUGAUAAAAUUGUUAUCGUCAUUGUUUGGGUUGAUGACCUAAUCAUAGCUUCAGAUAGUAUGCAGUUAAUGGAAGAAUUUAAAGAAAGUAUGAAGACACAAUUUAAGAUGAAAGAUCUAGGUAGAAUCACUUUCUUCCUUGGAAUGGAUUUUAAGCAAAGCAAGGAUGAAAUAAAAAUUAAUCAGAAAAGAUUCAUUCUUAAAAUACUAGAGAGAUUUGGAAUGAUAGACUGCAAGCCCAGGUUAACCCCAUGUGAGCAACGAUUAGAAUUUAACUGUGGUGAAUUGACCAACGCCAGACAGUAUAGAGAAAUGAUAGGAAGCCUAAUUUAUGCCAUGACCUGUACAAGGCCUGAUUUAAGUUGGAUUGUAAGCAGACUGUCUCAAACUCUGUCAAACCCCAGAACGGGAGAUUUAAUUGCUGCCAAACAUGUCCUAAGGUAUCUAAAGGGUACCGUGGAUUAUAAACUCUGCUUUAAGAAAUCUGAUGCUGACUUGCAGCUCACUGCUUAUAGUGAUUCAGAUUGGGCCUCUUGCCUGGAAGACAGGCGAAGUACUACAGGUUACUGUUGUACUCUAACUGAAGGAGGACCACUGAUUUCAUGGAAGUCGAGAAAGCAACCAACGGUUGCCAUUUCCACUUGCGAAGCUGAAUAUGUAGCUUUAGCAAAUACAGCUCAAGAGUGUUUGUAUCUAACUCAAUUGUUAAACGGUAUGUAUAAGAAAGUACAUCAGAGUAUGAAGGUAAGUGUUGAUAACCAAGGGGCAAUUGCACUAAGUAAGAACCCAGUUAACAGACAACGUUCUAAGCAUAUUGACAUAAAGUACCACUUUGUACGUGAAAUGUAUGUUAAAGGCAUGAUCGAUAUUGUAUAUUGUCCUACCCAAGAUAUGGUAGCUGAUAUCCUAACAAAGCCACCCACAAAAUGUAAACUAGAUAAUUUUAAAAGUAUCGUGUUCGGUUGUGGUAAUUAG